AGCGCGGGUUCUCGCGAGAUCGCCGCCGGAAGUGGGUGGCUGCGGAGGCUCAGAGACUUCUCUCCCCGGACGGCGCUCGUUUCUUCGGAGCUGCUGCAGCCGUCCGCCCCGUGGCGCUCUCCCCAGGGAAAGAGCUCACCGGACGCGGCCUUUCCCAGCGCCGAGCUCGCCCCUUCGGCUUCCCCAGCUGUACAGAGGCGCGCGGCCCAGCCGGCUGAGCCCCCGAAAUCCCCGGCUCCUCCCUCCCUCCGUCUGCGCUGCAGUUAGGCCGCGCCCAGAGGCCCAGUCCGCGGCGGCUCCGGCGGGUGAUGCCAAAUACAGCCAUGAAGAAAAAGGUGCUGUUAAUGGGGAAGAGCGGGUCGGGGAAGACCAGCAUGAGGUCUAUUAUCUUUGCCAAUUACAUCGCUCGCGACACCCGGCGCCUGGGUGCCACCAUUGAUGUGGAGCACUCCCACGUCCGAUUCCUGGGUAACCUAGUGCUGAAUCUGUGGGACUGUGGCGGUCAGGACACCUUCAUGGAAAAUUACUUCACCAGCCAGCGAGACAACAUCUUCCGUAAUGUCGAGGUUCUGAUUUAUGUGUUCGACGUGGAGAGCCGCGAACUGGAAAAGGACAUGCAUUAUUACCAGUCGUGUCUGGAGGCCAUCCUCCAGAACUCUCCUGAUGCCAAAAUCUUCUGCUUGGUGCACAAGAUGGAUCUGGUUCAGGAAGAUCAGCGUGACCUGAUUUUUAAAGAGCGAGAGGAAGACCUGAGGCGUUUGUCUCGCCCGCUGGAGUGUGCUUGUUUUCGAACAUCCAUCUGGGAUGAAACGCUCUACAAAGCCUGGUCCAGUAUUGUCUAUCAGCUGAUUCCAAAUGUCCAGCAGCUGGAGAUGAAUCUCAGGAAUUUUGCCCAGAUUAUUGAGGCCGAUGAAGUUCUGCUGUUCGAGAGAGCCACGUUCUUGGUCAUCUCCCAUUACCAGUGCAAAGAGCAGCGUGAUGUCCACCGAUUCGAGAAGAUCAGCAACAUAAUUAAGCAGUUCAAGCUGAGCUGCAGUAAAUUGGCCGCUUCUUUCCAGAGCAUGGAAGUUAGGAAUUCUAACUUCGCUGCUUUCAUCGACAUCUUCACAUCAAACACGUACGUGAUGGUGGUUAUGUCGGAUCCGUCUAUCCCUUCUGCGGCUACUCUGAUCAACAUUCGCAAUGCCAGGAAACACUUUGAGAAGCUGGAGAGAGUGGAUGGUCCCAAGCACAGCCUCCUUAUGCGUUGAAUAUUGCCAAAACACGCUCUCUGAAAAUGCUUAAUUGCCUUCCCCCCACCCCUUUUUUUUCAAUAUUCAUAAUGUCGUGUGCUUAUAAGUGGGCUUUGAAAUGUGUGCUGCUUAUCAUUUUCAUCUCUUUCUUCCCUUCUCCCCAGUCUUUUGGACUCUAUUUACUCACUUAUCCAGUAGAGCUUUAAAGAUGGCCUUUCUGAAAAGUUGGUAUGGGGUAACACUAAAGUGGGUGGUGGUGUAUGUGUGUAUGUGUGUUCUGAUUACCUGGUUAUAGUAGAUACACACAAAGCCUUUACAAUAUCUUCUGUAUUCCUUACAAGGUUGCAAAGAUGUAAUGUUAUUUUAUCAGCAAGGUAUUAAAAUGCGUUUAUAAAUUCUUCUGGCUUCAAUCACGAAUAAACAUUUGCUGUUAGCAGUUUAAAA
Messenger RNA from Bubalus bubalis (water buffalo), 1676 nucleotides. It is a transcript of the gene RRAGA, whose product is annotated as Ras related GTP binding A. The transcript has a single exon. Gene Ontology annotation, biological process: regulation of autophagy; cellular response to starvation; cellular response to amino acid stimulus. The coding region runs from base 309 to 1250 and encodes 313 amino acids. Gene Ontology annotation, molecular function: GTPase activity; GTP binding. Gene Ontology annotation, cellular component: Gtr1-Gtr2 GTPase complex; nucleus; lysosome. Lineage: Eukaryota; Metazoa; Chordata; Mammalia; Artiodactyla; Bovidae. The record is from RefSeq and is a predicted model, not a curated record.